GUGAGGCGCCGCCCGCCGCCAUGUCGUGCUUCCCGGAGCUGCACUUCAACGUGGACAACGGCUACCUGGAGGGGCUGGUGCGCGGCUUCAAGGCGGGCGUGCUGCGGCACGGCGACUACGUUAACCUGGUGCAGUGCGAGAGCCUCGAGGACUUGAAGCUGCACCUGCAGAGCACCGACUAUGGGAACUUCCUGGCGAACGAGGCGUCCCCGCUCACCGUCUCUGUCAUAGACGACAAGCUGAAGGAGAAGAUGGUGGUGGAGUUCCGGCACAUGAGGAACCACGCGUACGAGCCCCUGGCGAGUUUUCUGGACUUCAUCACGUACAGCUACAUGAUCGACAACGUCAUUCUGCUCAUCACUGGGACUCUGCACCAGCGUUCCAUCUCCGAGCUGGUGCCCAAGUGCCAUCCUCUGGGAAGUUUCGAGCAGAUGGAAGCCGUGAACAUUGCUCAGACGCCCGCGGAGCUCUACAAUGCCAUCCUGGUGGACACUCCCCUGGCUGCUUUCUUCCAAGACUGCAUUUCCGAACAGGACCUUGAUGAAAUGAACAUUGAAAUCAUUCGAAACACGCUCUAUAAGGCGUACCUGGAGUCCUUCUACAAGUUCUGCAAGGCACUUGGAGGUACCACGGCAGAUGCCAUGUGUCCAAUCCUGGAGUUUGAAGCUGACCGGAGGGCCUUCAUUAUCACCAUCAACUCGUUCGGCACUGAGCUGUCCAAGGAGGACCGGGCGAAGCUGUUCCCGCACUGCGGCAAGCUCUACCCCGAGGGGCUGGCUCAGCUGGCCAGAGCAGAUGACUACGAACAAGUCAAAAACGUUGCUGACUACUACCCCGAGUACAAGCUGUUGUUUGAAGGGGCUGGCAGCAACCCUGGAGACAAGACCCUUGAAGACAGGUUCUUUGAGCACGAGGUGAAGCUGAACAAGCUGGCGUUCCUCAACCAGUUCCACUUCGGAGUCUUCUACGCCUUUGUGAAGCUGAAGGAGCAGGAGUGCCGCAACAUCGUGUGGAUCGCAGAGUGCAUCGCCCAGCGGCACCGGACCAAGAUCGACAACUACAUUCCCAUCUUCUAACCCCACCCUGCUCCCGUCCGACCCUCCCACCCCUGGAGUCCAGCGGGACCCCUGUCCACCUUCUACAUGCUCCCUGAGUUAUCCCUUGCCCAGACUCCAGGGAAGUCCCGGCUGCUGAACUGGCUCGGAUGGGGAAACUGUACAGUUGCUAGUUAAAUUAUUCACAAGCUGAAGUUUGAGCUGUGUGUGCAGUGAGGGGUCCGGAGGGGCCGGUGGCACAGGCUUGGCCCUGUGCAGCGGGAGGGCCGCCUCCUGUCGUGUAUCUCAUAGUACCCGUGUUACUGUACUAACCUGCUGUAUGCGCUUGUGCUCGCAGAGCAAGCACCAGCCGGGGCUUGCUGCCUCCAAGUGGUUCCCACCGCUGCGGAGGAACGCGUCAGGUCUGCCACGGCCAGGAGCCCUCGCUGUCAGAGCUCCGAGCACGCCUCCUCCUCAGCGUUGUCCCCGUGAGAUUUAGUUUGAGUGUGAUUUGUAGCGUAGCCAAUGCUGCUGUGUAAUCCCCGCAUCCCUUGUAGCAAACCCCGUUGUGGGACAGACUGAGCAGCCCUGGCCAGGACUGGGACGGAGCCUGUGGGAACGUGAGGGCAGAGCCAGAGCAUGUGUGGAGCGCGCUCCUCCUGGCUCCAGCAGCAUCUGCCCUAGUGCGAGCGUCCUCAAAAGCUGCUCUCUUCAGUCGCUGGAGCUUGAAGGGGCUCCGUAAGCCGCCUGAGCUCCUUCCUCCCCUGUGAACCCCGUGGCUUGGAGCUGUGUUUGGCACAGCGUGCAAGGGUCUGGGCUCUGCGGAUGGUGCUGUGACACGGGAGAGCCCCUGCCCUGCUCCGGGUGGCUGCGUGGCCGUACAGCACGCCUGGCCCCGGGGCAGAGCAACCCCCUGGCUGCCCCGUGGCCGUGCGGCAGCGGAGGGGCUUCGCUGAUGAGGAGUUCCCGGUGCUCCCCAUCCGUCCUGCCUGGCAGCAGCGGCUCUGUCCCAGCUUGCGCCGUGGUCACCUCUGCAGUGUUUGUUACCCCGUGACCCCCCUCCUCUCCACACCAAUAAAUAUCUGCCUACCGCA
Messenger RNA from Oxyura jamaicensis (ruddy duck), 2128 nucleotides. It is a transcript of the gene ATP6V0D1, whose product is annotated as ATPase H+ transporting V0 subunit d1. The record is from RefSeq and is a predicted model, not a curated record. Gene Ontology annotation, cellular component: lysosomal membrane; vacuolar proton-transporting V-type ATPase complex; early endosome. The transcript has 8 exons. Gene Ontology annotation, biological process: vacuolar acidification; vacuolar transport; proton transmembrane transport. Lineage: Eukaryota; Metazoa; Chordata; Aves; Anseriformes; Anatidae. Gene Ontology annotation, molecular function: proton-transporting ATPase activity, rotational mechanism. Bases 21 to 1076 code for a protein of 351 amino acids.